Metarhizium album ARSEF 1941 is the source of this 1686-nucleotide messenger RNA. RefSeq names its product Amino acid/polyamine transporter I. Gene Ontology annotation, biological process: amino acid transmembrane transport. The record is from RefSeq and is a predicted model, not a curated record. The transcript is spliced from 2 exons. Gene Ontology annotation, molecular function: amino acid transmembrane transporter activity. The coding region runs from base 1 to 1686 and encodes 561 amino acids. Lineage: Eukaryota; Fungi; Ascomycota; Sordariomycetes; Hypocreales; Clavicipitaceae. Gene Ontology annotation, cellular component: membrane.
AUGGCGACCAGCGACGAGGAGAAGGGCUCCAAAAUAGGGGUCCCCGGAUCUCCAGAGGUUGGCGACCUCGCCGGCGAUUAUGUCGGCGAUAAUGCCGAUGGUCUGCACCGUCGUCUCAAUAACCGUCAGAUCCAACUCGUGGCCAUUGGCGGUUCCAUUGGUACUGCGCUCUUCGUCAGUAUCGGUUCCGGUCUAGCAAAGGGCGGUCCCGGCAGCUUGUUUAUUGCCUUCACGCUCUAUCCUUUGGUCCUCGCUUGUGUGAACAAUUCCGUGGCUGAAAUGACGGUCCUGAUGCCUGUUUCUGGUGGCUUUAUCCGCUUGGCUGGCCACUGGGUUGAUGAUGCCCUUGGUUUCAUGACUGGUUGGAAUUUCUUCAUCUACGAGGCUCUCUUGAUUCCCUUUGAGAUUACCGCCCUGAAUCUUGUCUUGUCCUUCUGGAACGAACAAGUCACAAAACCAGGACCUACUGCUGGCAUCUGUCUUGCCGUCAUUAUUUGCUAUGCUUCAUUAAAUAUUCUCGCCGUUCGUGCCUAUGGAGAGGCCGAGUUUUGGCUUUCCGGAGGCAAGGUCAUUCUCCUCUUUAUGCUCUUCAUGUUUACAUUCGUGACGAUGCUCGGUGGCAACCCGUCCCACGACCGCUACGGGUUCCGAAACUGGAAGGAUCCUGGCGCAUUCGCCGAGUAUCACACUACGGGCGCUUUGGGCCGCUUCGAAGGCUUUCUCGGUGCCCUCUGGAGCGCUGCGUUUGCCGUCGUCGGUCCGGAAUACGUCUCGAUGGUUGCCGCCGAGGCCAAGCGCCCUCGAAUCUACAUCAGAACAGCGUUCAAAACAAUUUACUGGCGAUUUGGUCUCUUCUUCCUUGGGAGUGCCCUGUGUGUCGGCAUUGUUGUGCCCUGGACUGAUCCGACCCUCCAGGCCGUCAUGAGGGGUGAGGCGGACGGCACCAGUGCUGCUGCCUCGCCAUAUGUCAUCGCCAUGAAGAAUAUGGGAAUUGAAGUUCUGCCUCAUAUUGUGAACGCCCUCAUGUUCACGUCCAUCUUCUCCGCCGGAAACACGUACACCUACUGCGCAACUCGAUCUCUUUACGGUCUGGCCCUAGAGGGUCGUGCGCCGGCGUUUCUGCGGAAGUGCUGGAGUAACGGUGUCCCAAUCUACUGCUUCUGCGUGGUUAUGUGCUUUCCUUUUCUCUCCUUCCUUCAGGUCGGCAACGGCUCGAGGAAGGUCGUCGGGUGGCUCGUCGAUCUCAUCACUGCUGGUGGUAUCAUCGAUUACCUGACCAUGUCCGUCACUUUUCUCUUCUACUACCGCGCUUGCAAGGUGCAGGGAAUCGACCGCAGGACGAUGCCAUAUUACGGGAGGUUCCAGCCGUACUGUGCCUACAUUGCUCUCAUCGUGCAAACUCUGGUGGUCAUUUUCUACGGAUACACGGCUUUCGCUCCGUGGAGUGUUGAAAGUUUCUUCAGAAACUACACGAUGCAAAUUCUGGCUCCCAUUCUCUUCUUUGGUUGGAAGAUUAUCAAGCGUACACGCUUCGUCAAGCCGCAUGAGGCUGACUUGUUGUGGGAGCGGCCAACGAUUGAUCGCUACGAGGCCAGCUUUUUGCACGAGCCUGUGGGUUUCUGGACUGAAAUGGGUCGUCUUGUGGGCAUCAACAGAAAGAGGAAACCGCACCAAGGAGAUGAAUAG